Manacus vitellinus (golden-collared manakin) is the source of this 4057-nucleotide messenger RNA. It is a transcript of the gene FHAD1, whose product is annotated as forkhead associated phosphopeptide binding domain 1. The transcript is spliced from 28 exons. The coding region runs from base 1 to 3816 and encodes 1271 amino acids. The record is from RefSeq and is a predicted model, not a curated record. Lineage: Eukaryota; Metazoa; Chordata; Aves; Passeriformes; Pipridae. Gene Ontology annotation, molecular function: protein binding.
AUGAGAGCCUUUCUAAAGAGCUCGGAGGGGUGUUUCCAGCUGAAACCCCACACCACGACCAUCGGGAGCCACAGAGGGGCCGACAUCGUCCUGCAGUCCGCAGGUGUCGCAGAUCGUCACGCAGCCCUGGAAUUCUCCCCCUCGGACAACAGCUUCAUCCUUCAGGACUUCAACUCCCCCCACGGCACCUUUGUCAACAGCUGCCAGGUCCAGAAUGCGGCCGUGGGGGUGAGGCCAGGGGACAUCCUGCGCUUCGGCACCGCGGGAGUGGCCUUCGAGCUGGUGGUGGAUGGGGCUGCCCAGGUGUCCUGUCCCCCCUUGAAACGUCGCACGGGGUGGGCGGGGCAGCUCCAGGUGGUUGCAGAGCCCAAACCCUCGGCUCCCGUGUCUCCUCCCCGCCUGCCCUCGCUGCAGUGGCAGCAUCCCCCUGGCUCUCCAGGCAGUGGCACUCCUGGAGCCCUCGGCCAUCAGCCCCAUCCUCCUCUGCCGAGGAGACCCCUGAGUGCCUGGGACAGGAGCGUGGCCAGCACUGCCUCUCUGGACACCUUCAGCAGGAGCUCUGCGCUGAGGCCAGUCUCAACCAGCUUCUCAGGUGAUUGUGCAAGCAGUGUGGGGGGAGCCCCUUCCCUGGGGACUCACAACACGGAUCUCCUCCAGCAGGAGAAGGGUGAGAAGCUGCUGCAGCUGGAGAAGGAAAUGGGUCACCUCUCUGGUUUGGAGGCAGAGUCAAAGCGCAAAGACGUGGUGAUAAGAGAUCUGCAGGAGGAGGUCGCGGCCAUGGCAAAGAAACUGGCCCAGGCGGCGGCGAGGAACGAGGUUGAACUGACCCAGAAACUGCUGGCCUUCAAUCAAGAGCUGGGAGCCAAAACAGAGGAGAUCAAAGCCCUGAGGGAACAGAUCAAUGACCUGCAGAAAGGCUCAAGCCAGGUUUUCAGCCAUUCCCUCUAUGAAAGAGACCUGGAGAUCGGGAGGCUCCGGAGAGAAAGUGAGAAGCUGAAGAAGGACCAGGCUUUGAGUGCAGGUCUGGUGAGCAGCCUGCAAAGGGAGGUCCUGCAAAAGGAGCAGAAAAUUCAGCAGCUCCAGCAAGAGACUGAAAAACUGAAGAAGGAAAAUCGAGAGAAGGACAACCAGCUGGCAGUUGUUUCUGCCAAGUGCUCAAGAAUUAAAGAGGAAACGAAGCGUGAGCUUGGAGAGCAAGAAAUAAUCAGCUGUCGAAAUCGCAUUGGGGAGCUGGAACGGGACCUGGAGGGGCUGCAGAUGGAAAUCCAGAAGCAUUGUGCCAAGCAGGAGAGAGUCCAAAGUCAGCUGGCUGAGAAAGCCCAGGUAAGUGGCCAGCUGAGGGGGGCACACAGAGGGCAGGUGUGCCCUGGUGAGCCCAUGGCAGGCAGGAGAUCCAAAUUGAUGUUUGUUUUCCUGUGUCAAUCCUUGCUGCAGCUGGAGUCCUUCAAGACCCAAGUGAUGCAAGUCUGUUCUCCAUCAGCAGCAGGCAGCACAGGGAAAUCCAUAACAGAGGAGCAGGUGAUAGAGAAGGUCAGGCAAAUCUGUGAUGAGAACCAGCAGAGUCACGAGAGGGAGAAGUGUCUGCAGGAGGAGUUAAGCUCCAGGCUCAUGAAGGAGAAGGAGGUGUCUGCAAACAUUGAGGUGCUCAAGAAUUCCCUGCGGGAGCUCCAGGCUUGCCUGAGGAACUCCUGCAGCAGCACCAGCCUGCAAGAGAAGCUGGAGCAACUGGAGGUGGUGUCCCUGGAUCCCUCCAUCUCAGCCAUCGGGACAGCAGUGGUGGACAUGGCACGUGUCCCCCUCUCCUGGCUGGAGGACACAGAGCAGCUCCUGGCCAGUGCAGGGAUGGACCUGUGCACCUCUGGCCAAGGGCUGUUGGCUGCUUUCAGGAGCUUGUUGGAAAAGACUCAGGAAGUGGCACAGAGGAAUCAGCUGUUGCAGGAGCAAUUAGAGAGGCUCCAGCAGUCACAGGCAGAGAUGCUACAGGAGCACACAAAGGAGUUGGAAGCAAAACAUGAGCAAGACUUGGAGAUAAAAAUCCAGCAAAUUAUCCUGGAAAAGGACAAGGAGAACAAAGAGAUUCUAGAAAGCACUCUUGCUGAGGAGAAGGACAGGUGUAAGAAAUGUGUGGAGGAAGAGCAGAAGAAGAUCCAAGAGCUGGAAAGCCACCUGAAAAGCAUGAAUGAGGCAACAGCAAGGAAGGCAGAGGAGCAGGAGGUGAUAGAGGGCAAACUGAAAGAAGCUUUGCAUGAGCUGGAGGAAACCACUGCCCGAGAGGUGUUGCUCCAGCAGCAGCUGCUCGUGCAGGAUGAGCAGCUCAGGGCUGUCCAGGAGGACAAGGAGUUACAGAGGCAGAAACUGCAGGAAGAAAUAGCAGGAUACAGGGAGCAAAGCAAGCAGCAUUCCCUGACCAUCGUGGCUUUAGAGGACAGGCUGCUGGAGGCCACACAGGAGCAGAAGAUGCUGGAGGAGGAAAAGGCAGCACUCGUGGAAAAAAUGGAAGGUCAGCAUCGGGAGCUUGGCUGGAGAUUUGCACUGAUCUUUCCCAGGAAACUGCAGGAGGAGCUGGCAGUGGCACAGAGCAUGCUUCUGGAAAAGGAGGCCUUCAUUGCCAGGAUCACCAGGGAGCUGUCAGAGAGCAGAGCCAGAGUGUCGGACAUGAGAGGGGAGCUGAGCGAGGAGCAGAAGGUGGAGCUGGAGAAGAACCAGAGCCGCCUGAAACACCGGGAGCGGGAAGUGAACCAGCUCAGGGAGAAGCUAUCCCAGAUGUCCAGCCUUGUGGAGGAGAAGGAUCGAUCCCUGAAAGCAGCAGCUGAAGAGUUAAGGCGAGCCCAGGCCCGCUGCCAGGUGCUGAGGGAUGCUUCCCAACAAACGGUGGAAAAGCCUGAGGAUGCUCCCAGGACACCAGUGCGGGGGGGUGAAGCCUCCCAGAGGGUGCCCCCGUUGGACUUGGCUGACCUCGGUGCAAAAUGCCGAGGCCUCAGGCACCAGGAAACCAUCCAGCGGCAAAAGGAAGGUUUGGCUGAGCUCCGGGAGAGAGUAAAGAUGCUGGAGAAGAGGCAGAGCUCAGGUGCUGUGAAGAAGGGUUUGGAGCCACGGGUGAAGGACUUACUGGAGGAGAUAGUCCAGCACACAGGGCUUGAGAUGGAGCCUGUACCCAUGUCAGGAACAAAACUGAAGGCUGGCAAGGCUCCUGGCCACGUUCCUAAUGGGGGGUCCCUCAGGAUCACCAACAGGGCAGCGAGUUUGGAGAUGGCUGAGGUGACAGACCCCAGUGAGAAGAUGUACCUUGAUGUGAUCGGUGCUCUGGGAAGCCUGAUGGAGAUGAAGGAGCUGUCGGGAAUGCAGCCUCUGCAGCACCUUCCUCUGGAGGAGAGGGAAGAAGUGGGACUGCAGAGACAGAGGGCCCUGGAGCUGCUGUACAAAAAGAUCAGGAACCUCCAGCAUCGCCUGGAAAGGAAAGAAGAAAUGCUAAAAGAUUAUGAGGGAAGCAUGGAGCAGCUAAGGCAGAACCAAGCGUCCCUGCGAAGGUGUCAGGAGGAGAUGUCCAACCUGGAAGAUGAAGCCCACAGGGAGGCAGAAGAGAAGGCUCUGCUGCGAGAGGCUCUGGAGAGGACACAGCUCCAGCUGGAGCAGGAGAAGAGGCUGCGACGAGCGGCCAAACGGCACAAGCCUGGAGCCACGAAGCCUCUCUGCUCAGGCAAGCCAAGAGCCAAAGAGCACACAGCAGAUGCUGUCAAGAAGGGAAGCUCACAGGAGAGGCACCGCAGGGGCGUUCAGCAUCUGAUGGUCUGUGGUAGGAACAAGUCACCACUAUAAACUCUGUGAUGGUGGAGCAGGCUUGAGAUGUGGGUGCACUUUGAGUAGCUCCUGUAGGUAUCCUGUAGCUUCUGGGCACGCUGGUGUGACAGUACAGUGUGUAGGACCUAAUUUGCCAGCAGUCUGUGUCCCACACAGCAUGGUGGGAUUUAUGGCAAUGGAAGAGGUGGUGAGGAUACAACCCAGCCUAUACAUGUGUGUAUAUAUAUUUGUGUGUGUAAAUACAGCCAUGAUGUGUGAA